AGUUCGGCAAGAAUGGCAUCCCGUCCGCGCCGCGCACCGCGACAACGGACUCCUGUUCCAAGCACUUUCGCCGCUUCUGCUGCUGAUUUUUGUGAUCCAAGCAGCAGUGAUAGCUCAAGCAACGAUGCGGGAUCGUCAGAUUUUAGCAGUGAUGAAGACGCUCCAGCUCAAGUGCCCCGAACGUCAACAGGUGCUCGCAGGGUUUCAACAACCUACGGCGGGGAUAUUUUGCCAAGUGCACCGCGCCGUAUCGAGUUUCAACCCACGAGACAGCCCGGUGCCCAUGUCGGAGCAGUGCGGCGGAGCGAUGCGCGUCGGUUCACAAGAGCGCUGGAUUUUUUCCUCUUGUUUUUUACUACAGAGGUCAUCAAGACUUUGUGUGAGAACACAAAUAAAUAUGCCUGGAUGCAUAUUUUGGACCGACCGACCUACGCUCGACGUGACGGUUCUUGGGAGGAUGUCACUCCACUGGAGAUGCUCAGACUUAUUGGGAUAAUCAUCUAUAUGGGAGUUGUUGAAGUGCCACGACUGCACUUAUAUUGGCGCUCAACAGGAAUAUUCAGCAAUCUUCUCCCGCGAAAUAUUAUGCCAAGGGACCGUUUUUUCGCGUUGCUGUCAUUCCUAAGUGUAGGGGACCCGGAGGACUUGGCAGCUGCAGCAUCUGUUGGAAAGACUUGGAGGGUGUCCUGGCUUCUGGAUCACAUCAAUCAAGAAUCUGCAAAUUUGUUUCAGCCACAGCGCGACCUCGCCGUUGACGAACGGAUGGUGAAAUCGAAGGCUCGAUCAGGUAUAAGGCAAUACAUUCGAGACAAGGUGACGAAAUUCGGAUACAAACUGUGGGUGCUGGCAGACUCAAGAACUGGAUACACCCUUCAAUUUUCGGUGUAUACUGGCAAGCGUGAGGCACCAGGACCGCAUGGCUUAGCCUUUGAUGUCGUGAGCAAGCUUUGUACAAAGUACCUUGAUCAAGGCUACAGAGUUUAUAUGGACAACUUCUACACUUCAAACAAACUUUUUGAACACCUUCUCGAGCACAAAACUCUUGCAUGCGGAACAACACGCAAAGAUCGUCGCUGUUUUCCCGUUGAAUUGAAAGACGCAUCAUGGGAAAAAAGCGCAGAGCGUGGAGAUGUCCGAUGGAUUCGUGACGGCAACAUCCUUUACAUGCAGUGGAAAGACCGGCGUGCUGUAAACUUGAUGAGCACGAUACACACAGCAAAUGAGCAUGUGCCUGCCAAGAGAAGAGAGAAAAGGGGGCGCCAAUGGGCUCUGAAAGUCAUCCGAAAGCCCCUCCUUGUCCACGACUACAAUGCCGGGAUGUUAGGGGUGGACAAAUCGGACCAAAUAAUUGCCACAUACAACGUCCUCAGAAAAUGCGUACGUUGGUGGAAGACGCUGUUUUUUCACUGUGUGGAUAUCGCGUGCGUGAACAGUUUCAUACUGUUCCAGCAGCACCGAAAAGACAACCCAACAGUUGGAGAACUUUCUCGAAGCACCUACUUUGACCAGCUUGCAUUUAGGGAAGAACUGAUUCAGCAAAUAUUUGACUAUGAUGAAGUCGCAGAAGGUCAUGCUCCUUUCUCACCUCCCUUCUCGCCCUUGGACCCCAUUCGGCACCAACCAAAAAGAAUGAAGAAGAGGAGAAAUUGCAAAAUCUGCUAUCAAAAAACAAAGGCACAGAACAGAACAAACGUCAUGUGCUCCACUUGUGAAAUAUACCUUUGCUUCUUGCCCUCACGGGACUGCUUCGCCGAGUGGCACAGCCGUCAAGGCCGCUAGAUUGAUGGGCCCCAAUAAAUGCAAGACGUGGUGUACAGGAUUGGUAUAUAUUGUAAGCAUAGGUAAGGGGCCUAGUAACAAUUUGUAUAUUUCAGAAUUCUCCAAAUAAUUUUCUGGCUAAGCACAGUCACUGAUUUCUCUUUGUUUAUACUUUUAUGUGCACAUUCUUUAGUUUAUUUGACAAAUAAAAUGUGAACAAUUCUAAAUCUCACAGCACAGUCCUUGUUUAUAUAAAAAGCCACACCAAUAAGCUACGAUUUGCUGCAUAGCAAUGUUAAAUGCGUUUCGUUGUUCAAGAGAAAAAAAAUUUUUUCUGGAAGCACUCUAAAUUAGCCACUUUUCUGCCGUAACGAAAG
Dermacentor albipictus is the source of this 2135-nucleotide messenger RNA. Its product is annotated as piggyBac transposable element-derived protein 4-like. Lineage: Eukaryota; Metazoa; Arthropoda; Arachnida; Ixodida; Ixodidae. The record is from RefSeq and is a predicted model, not a curated record.